GAUAUAAAACCUAACCAACCAAAAUUAACCAAAACAUUUUUCUUUGAAUGUCUAUAAUUUUAUUAAAUUAAUUUGCACCUUGCUUUAAAUAAUGUCCGGUGGGUUACCCAAAUCAAUGUUUCCAAGAAACACCUGGAUAACAUAUAAAUGUCUGUACCAGUACUGUAGAAACAUGAGUGUAGCGACAUCAGGUGUAGUGAAAUAUGAAGAUCCAGGAUUACAUCCAUCAACGGGUCAUGAGGAUCCAGGAAUACGUCCAUCUUCAGGAAACAAGGAUUUGUCUUCUGUAACUCCUCACUUUCCUAACGCGUUCAAUAUUGCUGCAUAUGUAAACAGCUCAGAAACAUUGAAGAAACUCAUUGAUUUAAAUGUUGAUCUUAGUAAAAUUGAAAAGAAACCCUAUGUUGCGGUGAAACUGUUGAAAUUGGAUUUUGAGAAAGACAUGAAAGAACAUAUUAUUUUUCUGUUGGACCAUAUCACUGACCCUAACCUAUUAGGACCCUUUAUAACUAAGAAUCCAUUGAUUUUUAACGAAUCUAUCAUAGAUUUAGAAGUAAGGGUUAACUACUUGGUAUCUAAGCGAUUUUCAAAGAACCAGAUAAAUCAAAUAGUUACCAAAAAUCCAUAUUGGUUAAAUUUCAGCACAAUGAGAAUUGAUAGGAGACUAGGAUUUCAUCAAGACCAUUUUAAGUUGACUGGUGAUGAAGUCAGACAACUUACUGUUACACAGCCAAAGAUAAUUACCUAUAAUCUACAGCAUAUUAAAACAAACUCCUUUGCCAUAAGAGAAGAAAUGGGAUUUGAUGACAAAGAAAUCAAAGCAUUACUUUUAAAAAAGCCAAAACUUUGGCUUAUGAAUCAAAUAUCAUUAUUGCACCGGUUUAAUCUUAUCCACAAUGAAUUGGGAAUAUCACACAAAACAAUACUUCAAUACCCACAGAUAUUGGAGUGUAGAAAAUUUAGAAUUAAACAACGUCACUCAUUCUUGGAAAAAUUAGGAAGAGCUCAAUAUGAUCCCACAAAAGAAAAUUUUGUACCAAUAAUGGCUCUUGCGGAGGGAACUGAUACAGAUUUCUGUAAAAAGUAUGCAAAAUGUAGUGUCAGUGAUUAUAAUUUAUUUCUUAAAACUUUAUGAGCAUAUUAACCUGCUUUACCUAAUACAAUUUUGUUAUGAAAUGCAUUCAAUGAGUGAUAUAAAAGAGCAUCCACAAUCCCAGCUACUGUAAAAACUCCUCCCACUAUUGCACAUAUGUUAGUAGCUAAAUGUCCAAUGGAUCUGUAAAUAAAAUAAAUAACAUUAUACUUAAGUAUA
Molecule: messenger RNA, 1312 nt
Organism: Plutella xylostella (diamondback moth)
Lineage: Eukaryota; Metazoa; Arthropoda; Insecta; Lepidoptera; Plutellidae
Gene: mTerf3
Product: mitochondrial transcription termination factor 3
Biological process (GO): mitochondrial ribosome assembly; mitochondrial transcription; regulation of DNA-templated transcription
Cellular component (GO): mitochondrion
Molecular function (GO): double-stranded DNA binding
Source: RefSeq, a predicted model, not a curated record